AUGAGAAAAACGCUUGCACGCGUCAAGACACUCAAUUCCGACGUGAAAUCGAAAUCGCAAUCCACAUACGCUCGUGUGACCGCGACCAAUAGUGUCAAGCCCGCCAAUAAAUCGCCUUUCUCCGAGAGGCGAUCCGCAAUCACGCUCAACACGUCCAGUCCACGAGCAUUUAUAGGAUCCCAUCCGGCGUUGGUUGUAACGCCGAUAGACAAAGAUAGCAACCGAGAUGCAAACACCGCAGAAUUGAAGCGAAUCUUAAAAGAGGCGAGCGUCCCCAACCCCAACCACUUCCGGCUCAUAUUUAAGGGCAAAAUACGCCUUCAAUUUAACAGUAUUGAAGAGCAAGAAAAGGCGGCAGACCACCUUAAAGCCACUGCCACGGACAAAUUCAUCGUGGAACCUGAAAGAAAGGACCAUCCUCGGAUCAUUCUCAAAGGUAUCUACAAAGAUACACCCUCCGAUCAGCUAGUUCAUGAAAUCAAUGACCGAAACCCAGAACUUAACAUUACCAAUGAGAAAGACCUCCAAUUGCGGUUCACAUCCUCGAACAGCAACCAAUCACUAUACAACGCGAUACUUGUUGUCACCCCCACCUUGUGGCAGAAGUUAUCGCUGAUACAACCAGCCAGAUUUAAAAUCGGCUUUCAGAAGGUUCAUUACGAGGAGUUUCCUGCCUUCAAGCACUGCCGCAAGUGCGCCCAGUUUGGAUAUACCCAAGGGCAGUGCAAAUCUAAUCAAAUAUGCACGCACUGUGGGCUCUCCGAUCACAUACGAAAAGAGUGUCCCACUGCCAACAAAACACCCUCAUGCAUUGUAGGACAUUCAACUCGAUAUCAAAAUCUAAAAAUAAGCUGGAUGAAAAACACCACCCGUUCGAUCAUUCCUGCACUAGACUCUAGUCUAUGCGGGACAGAAUCAAAUCCAAAGUGGAUUAUGGCAAUAAGUAAUUAG
This is a messenger RNA of Diatraea saccharalis (sugarcane borer), 951 nucleotides long. The record is from the annotation of a GenBank genome assembly. Lineage: Eukaryota; Metazoa; Arthropoda; Insecta; Lepidoptera; Crambidae.